AUGCGCCAUCGUCUUAUGGUCGGCACCUGGACGCCUCCAGGGCGAAUCUACACAGUCGAGUUCGACGAUGAGGCUCUAACGCUCACGUUGGUCAAGAAGACCGCAAUCCCAGAAGACGAACCCAUCUCGUGGUUGACGUUCGACCACGCCAAGAAAAAUAUAUACGGCGCUGCGAUGAAGAAAUGGUCCAGCUUCGCAGUUCAAAGUGCCACUGAUAUCAUCCACACUACAUCUCAACCUCUAGGAGGUCAUCCAUCCGCAUCCCGAGCAGACACAAACACCAGAGCUAUCUUCGUCCUGGCGGCGAAGAAACCACCAUACAAUGUUUACGGAAACCCCUUCUACGAUUAUGCCGGUUACGGCAACGUGUUCUCCGUCGACGCCAACGGGGCCAUUGAGCGUAACAUCCAGAACUAUGAAUAUGCGCCCAACUCCGGCGUCCACGGGAUGGUCUUCGAUCCCACCGAAACCUACCUCUACUCGGCGGAUCUCCGCGCAAACAAGAUCUGGACGCACAAGAAGGAAGAAGAUGGUCGUCUGACUCUCGUCGAUUGUAUCGAUGCUCCCUCACCUGACGAUCACCCGCGGUGGGUGGCUAUGCACCCCAGUGGAGCGUAUCUUUAUGUCUUGAUGGAGGCUGGAAAUCGUCUCGGCGUCUACGUGAUUGAUGAACAUAGACAUGUUCCUGUCUUCACGCGUCUCACAUAUCCCCUGAUUCCUCCAGGACUACCUCCACGAAACAAAUACCGCGCCGAUGUCGUCUUCACAUCUCACAGUGGAAAGUAUCUCUUCGCCACCACCCGUGGCAACUCAUUCGACAUCACAGGUUACAUCAGUGCAUUCAAGCUAGGACCAGCCGGCAACAUUGAGCGCCAACUCUUCAUCAACCCAACUCCCAACAGCGGAGGGCACUCGAACGCCGUCAGCCCCUGUGACUGGAGCGAUGAAUGGUUAGCCCUGACUGAUGACCAGGAUGGAUUUGUUGAGAUUUACCGCUUCCGCGACGAACAUCUCGCACGUGUUGCGCGCGUGGAUAUCCCUGAAAAGGGAUUCGGUAUGAAUGCGAUCUGGUACGAUUGA
This is a messenger RNA of Paecilomyces variotii, 1080 nucleotides long. RefSeq names its product carboxy-cis,cis-muconate cyclase. The coding region runs from base 1 to 1080 and encodes 359 amino acids. The transcript has 4 exons. Gene Ontology annotation, molecular function: 6-phosphogluconolactonase activity; protein binding. Lineage: Eukaryota; Fungi; Ascomycota; Eurotiomycetes; Eurotiales; Thermoascaceae. The record is from RefSeq and is a predicted model, not a curated record.